Messenger RNA from Mesocricetus auratus (golden hamster), 5554 nucleotides. RefSeq names its product cadherin like and PC-esterase domain containing 1 (gene Cped1). Lineage: Eukaryota; Metazoa; Chordata; Mammalia; Rodentia; Cricetidae. Bases 881 to 3940 code for a protein of 1019 amino acids. The record is from RefSeq and is a predicted model, not a curated record. The transcript has 22 exons.
UGGGUGGCAGCGAUGGCCCAGGUCCCCCGGCUUUCGGCCCUGUGUGCAGCCGGCGCGCGCGUGUCUCCGCGUGUCUGCGCGUGUGUGUCCGUGCAUGUGAGUGCAAUGAGGUGGAGUCCGACGCCUGGGUGUUUCCUUCCAAGUGAUUUUGAUCAGCAAUCCGUUAGGGGAUCAUGGAAAAAAAAUACUCUGGCUAAAAGGAGGAAAACUGAGUAAGUACACAGAACUUUGUACUGGAAACAGAAUGCGACCAAAUGCAAGCAAAACCCUGACAGUAACCACAUGCACUCAAACUGCCGUCCCCUUCUUACGUUAAAUGCUGACGGCAAAGUGGCAAUUUAAAACGGAGCGAAAGGAAGCCGUUCAGAAACAUGAAAGGCUGUGAGCAGGGCGGCUUUAUGAAAAACUGCUAGGGCAACCUGGCCUGCGCCCAGCUGUGCAACAGGCACUUCGCGGUUACUCUGCUGCGUCCUCGGGGCAGUUUUCAGACUCCAGACCGCUUUUCCUGUGCUUUCUCUCGGCCCCAAAGCCGAGACAAGCUGAACUCUUGAGUUUAUGAAUGUUGUGGAAAUAAGACAUUACCGGAAGGAACUCUUGGCAGCCGGGAAUGCGUUCGGAUGGUUUCUUACGACUAUCGUUAUUUUGACAUCUUAAGAAAAAAAUAAAUAAGCGGGUCAGUCACAUUUUAGUGUCCACGGAAGGGCUCUUGUUAACCACCUCGGACCGCUGGCCCCUGUGGCAUGAAUCUUUGGCAUGAACCUCCGGAAAGUUCUCAAGGGGAGAUGGGGCGAACUUGAUUGGAGUUGUGCAAAAGGAAGACAGAUGUGUGCUUUUUUCACGCUGACAACGUGGCCAGGGGCCAAGUGAAGCUGGACUGGACAUGGUCUGUCGACCGGUGUUUCUUUGUCGCCGGCGGUUUUGCCCCCGACCUUUUCUGGUGGGUUUGGUGGUGGCAAUCUGUCUCUUUUACCAGACCCUAACACUCCGAGGGACUAAGAAGCUUGCAGCGGGGGUUCCUGGGACUGUCCCACACACACCCUCUCAAACUCAAGCUAGCAGAUGCCAGCAAGGAUACCCGUGGGACAAACGGUGCUUCCUUCUCUCGGCAAAUGCCCAGGAAAUCAGGAAGGUUGAAGAGUUGAUUGAGACACACUUUGGCAGUCGCGGCAGAAGGGCUGUCCUCCUCCAGUCUCCUUCACACAGCAGAGCAGAGCUUCAGACCCUCCAGCACCUCCUUGGUCAGCAUGGCUUCAGUGUUGUCACGGUUGAAGAAAGACUUGGUGCUGGCCUGGGCCUGGAGCUGUUGGACCAAGGUGAUUUGAACUCCUGGGAUCUGUUCAUUUGCCUGCCUUCCAGGGAAGCCUAUGGGAAACCCUGCAUAGCCAGGGAGCACAUGUGUCAACUAAGGCUACAUCAAAAGAUAAAUGUAUUACCAGAAAUUCAGCCUCAGCUUUGCAGAAAAGAAGGCUUGUGUCAAAUGGUCAGAAGAUUUCCAGAACUGCGACUUCCAGUGAGUCCCUCUGUGUGCCUGGAUCAGGGGACGCAGUCACAGCUGAGUGCUUCCAGUCACCGCUCAGAAGGAGCCAAGCCACAUGCGUGGAAAUCAUGGGAUUGGCAAGGCAAACAGUUGAAUCAGACUGCAGUCCUUGCUCCACGUGAAGCAAUUCUCCGAGCAGAAGAGCUAUCCGUAAUUCUUAAAGCCUACGUGUUGGUGACCUCCUUAAGGCCUUUGCGUGCGUUCAUUCAUUCAACUGGCACGGUGUGGAGCCCGCCAAGGAAGAAACGCUUCACUGUCAAGCUGCAGAUGUUCUUUGAGACAUUCCUGAGGACAAGUUCACCCCUGCAGGCAUUGGAUAGCAUGAAGGAAGCAAUUAGCAAGCUCCUAUUGGUGGCCGAGGUGUUCAGUGAAACGUCUACCCUGGGACCAAAGACCUUCCAUAGAUGUAGACAGUGCUUUCAGCUUUUAACUUUUGAUAUUGGUUAUGGAGAUUUGGGGUACCCUGUAGUGCUCCAGGUACAUGAGCAUUUGAAAGUUCGGGAUGAUGAGAAUUUCAAUCUGGAGGACCAAAAUACAGAAAAUAUCCUUUUAAAGGAUACUUUCAAUUUCCUCUUCUCCAAUACAUCUUCACUUUCUGAGCGAUUACAGAAGCUCUAUGCGCUUGAGGACAGAAACUAUGGAAAGGAGCUGAAUCAGUGCCUGUCUUUGGAGGAAAUUCACUCAAUUAGGACCUUUGUAAAGGAACUUGGGAGUCUGGGAGAUUUCCAACUGCUCUUCCCAUCCAUCAUUCCGGGAAUUCAGUCUGUGAUGCAUGAAUUUUAUGCUAUGGCAACUCCUAGCUCACUCCUGUCCCGAUACUGGUCUCUUUUAAAUGUAUUUGAACAAUUUUGGCCCACGAAUAAAAAGGAACAGCUACAUCCACUGGAAUGGAAUUCUUCAACAAGAAACGAGACCAUUCAGAAACCACAAGAGUCAAUGGAAGCAAUCAAAAGCAAAGAAGAUGCAGUUCCACGAGUUUUAUAUGAAAAUAAAGAUAUACACUGCAGUGAUGAGAAAGGCGCAGUCUGCAAUAUCAAGAUCUUCACCCACCCCCAUCUGGAGCUAAAUCCCGAGUUCAAUCCGAAGGUCAAAGAUUAUUACUGUGAAGUGCCAUUUGAUGUGCUGACAGUGAGGAUUGGAGCAGAGACCUCUAAGUGUCAGUGCAAGGUGCAUCUGCAGGAGCGGGCAGGGCCAAGCUUUGCCAACUAUCCCCUGGGAUUAGGAAUGAACAGAAUUUCCAUGGUCGUGGUGGAUGAAUCUCCAGCAGAGGGUGACAUGGAAACCACGUAUAAACUCACCAUCUAUAGAGAAGACCGCCCAAGUCUGCCCUUCUUCGAGGACUUCACAGCAUGCGGUUUUGUACAAGAUUGCAGUUUAUUGAUUAAACCAGAAGAAACCUGUGGGUUGCAGCCUAUUUCUUCAGACUACAUUGAAGCCAUUUCACAGCCUAAAAUAGAGAGCUGUCCAUCAGGGGACACUAAAGGUCAGUGGAUUGUGCCUUGCCUCAGUUGCUCAGACAACAGGACCUGUGACUGGAGAGAAAUCACCUGGCAGCCACACAACUGCCAACACGACACCCUAACCAAGCCGGAACUUCAGCAGUGCCUGCGAGGGAGGAAGAUCCUUUUCAUUGGAGAUUCCACCAACAGAGGAAUGAUGUACUAUCUUAUUGAGAGACUGAAUGAGACACUGCAGGAGUGGCAGAAGGUGCAUGGCACUAAACUCUACCCCGGCGUCAAUGGGGGAAAGACUUUGAUCAGUUACUCCUACUACCCCCAGUUUUGGAUAAGCCCUUCAUUGAGACCAACAUUUGAGAAAGCACUUGAACAUCUCUUGCAAAGAUCACAUCCCUUAGAGAAUACUGACCAGACAGUAUUGGUUGUUGGUGGUGUUCAGUGGCUUAAUUCCAAUCACCUGCAAAUUAUUCACAAGGUUUUAAAGAGGGAAAAUUUGCUCAAUAUCCUAGUUAUCAUCAAAACUUUGGGGAUUGGAUUUCACCUGCCAGUAGAUGGAGUGCAUUUCCUAACACAGAGCGAAGUACAAAACUUACAUAAAGAAAAUUUGAGCAUUCUGGAAGCUGCCAAAAACUAUGGCUAUGAAGUAGUAGACACGUUCACUAUCACAAUGGGACGACACAAAGAAUUUCUGCAGGGCAAUUGUGGAUGUCAUUUCCAUGAGGUAGUGAAAUCCAAGUUAUCCAGAGAGCACCAUGUUAUCAAGAUGAAAAUAUCCAAGAACCAUAUUGUGGGGAGAUACUUCAGCAGUCAAAACAAGCUACAACGACAAAAUGCUGCCCCAAAUGUUCAUUCACCAUAUCAUGUCAGAGGCUCAAUAAAUCAGGUUUGCUCUGAAAUCCUGCUCAGCAGGAUGUGUGCAAGUCAGAGGUCUGCGCAGGCUCCCUGAAGGAGACCUAAGCCAUUCACCUGGACAGUGGUCUGAGAACCAAAUGUGCCUCACACAUACUUGGCAAUGAUUGCACACUCCGCAGUUCAAGCAUGCAUACCAAAGCACACAGCUUUCAAAGGAGUAAUGACACAUUUUUCUCAUAACUGAACACAGUCAAAAGUGACCUUGAGCAUCCAUUGUUGGUUUCAGACCAAAGGAAAAAACUCUAAAGGAGAUCACUUGAAAUGUGGUCACAAACUAGGACUACAUGGACCAGGUAUUGUAGUGCAAUACGAUAAACAAAACUUUGUGAAGAAGAAAUUACAUUCCACUUGGAGGGAGGGAUAACAGUUAAGUUCUUUACCAGGAGAAAACGGGGUAUUUAUUGUGGUUUGAGCUUUGUGGAUCUAAUGCUUAUGAAAAACAUUUCUUGUUACACUUUUAAAAGUUUGUAUUGGAAGGAAAAGAACAGGAGUGAUGGUCUACCAGGGAAUCCAAAGAGAUUCUCUGCAAGCAAUAAGCGAUAUUGUAUUCAACUCUGUGUUCCCUUGAGUUCCACACACACACCCAACUGUGAGCUUAAAUAGGGAGCACAGGCUAAAUUAGUUAUAUGCAUAAUUUUAAAGUGUGGAACAAAAUAAAGUUCCCCAUUUGUUACUUUGUUAUGUUUGUUUGUUAUGUUAGGAUGCCAUUCCUAAAGAAGCUUCACUUGCCCCAUAGAUGUGUCUGAUGUACAGUUACAUUUUUGCAAAGGAUUGCAGAUUCUCAAAUGUAUAAGCAUAAAGAAUUCUCUAUCUAUCCACAGAUAAUACUAUGUCACUAGUGCCUGUAUUUUUAUUUGAACAAAUGUGUUUAAUUCACAUUAAAGUAAGCAUACAAGUAUUUGGGGGGGGGAAGUAUGGCAUAAGUAGGAAACAUAGCUAAUUCUAGCAUUGAAAACUUACACUUCUAUCUUUUUAGGUACAAAAUAGUAGUUGCCUUAUUACACAAAUUCCUUGUUAUGGGAUAACAUCUCACUACUAUGGUGGGUUUAAAAGGAUGAUUUGGGAGUGAGGAGAAGAAGCUGAGAAGGCCUAACUCAGUAUGUAGUUAAGAUUACUAAAUGUACAAAUACCUCAAAUUCAUUGCCUUAAAAAGUGAAAGUAUUUUGUUCUAUUGACCCAUCAAUUAUUUAGAAUGAAUAUCCACCUUCAAAUACUCUAUUUUUAUAUAUUUUUAUAAAAAUAUAAACAUGAAUUUUUAUUUAACUGUAUUAAAUUAUGUUUAAGUAUGAAUAUCACUUGAUAUAAACAACAUAUGCAUUUAUAGAUUUUUUGAACAAUGGUACUAAAUUAACUUAAAAAUGAAGGUAUUUUCCAUCAUGCAUCUAUAUACAAGCACUGUUUUUAGAGUUUUAGUUAUUUCUGAUGAUAUGAAACGUUAGUAAUCAAUAAAGCUGCUCCAUCACAUUUUAAGGCAUUGCAUAUUCCACAAUAGUAUCACAUUUAAUGCUAGCUUUUUGUAAUUCACUAUCAGUGUCACUGUAAAAAACCUCUGACUUGAGUUCAUCUGGCAUUUUCCUUUUCACCAUUGAAAUAAUACUAGAUGUUAGAAACAAUUGUAAUGUAUUUUCAAUAAAUGUCUAACUGGUAA